Andrographis paniculata is the source of this 485-nucleotide messenger RNA. RefSeq lists its product as uncharacterized. Lineage: Eukaryota; Viridiplantae; Streptophyta; Magnoliopsida; Lamiales; Acanthaceae. The record is from RefSeq and is a predicted model, not a curated record. Bases 21 to 389 code for a protein of 122 amino acids. The transcript is spliced from 2 exons.
CCCCGAGAUCACGAUGCUUUAUGACUCGCGAUUACAACAACUCUACUUUCAGGCCAUCAAAUUGGGAGAUGAGUAAAAGACGCAGGUCACACGAAGGGCUUAUGAGUGCCAAUACACUUGAUGCAAGUGUUUCUUCCAUCCAUAAGCAACUAUAUGCAGCUAUAGCGAAAGAAAAAGAAGAAGAGCAACAAAGAGUUCGUAUCAGAAAUCAGGAGCUGAAAGCUGACAAGAUUUCAAACAAAGAACAAAAGCGACAAGUAGUUGCAUCCAUACAAAGUAUUGAAGGGGAGCUUGAUGACGUUAGGGGCGCAGAUCUUGUAGUCAAGGCGGGACGUUUGUUAAAAUGCACAAGAAAGCAAAAAUUAGAGACAUGUGGAGGAACUUGGUGAGCAUAUGUCAUACGUUCUUUCAACAUGGUCCUUUCUAGCCUUAUUUUGAUUUGAAGCUUUUCUUUUUUUCUUUUUAUAUAUUUUUUAAUCUUGCUU